GAAGGGAGGCUGGCACUCAGUCUGUUCGCUCGCAGGAGGAAUCAGCAGCAGCAGCAGGACAAUGGACUGUCUCCACUACGGAUCCUAACGGACACCGGGCUGUUUCUUACAAACUGGAAUACAAGGAAGUGAAUGUCAAACAGCUCCAGGAUGCUGCCGUCCUCAUCCCUGCUAACCUGCUGUUCACCAGGGGGCAUCUGAUAUACCAAACAUGAUGAAGACUGAACCCCCGUCAGCCACGGGGGGCAACGGGACCUCCGGUGGCAGCAGUGGGGGAAGCGGGAGCUCGAACCUGCGUAGUCCGUCGCCCCACCGCAACGCCUACGAGGCAGGGCUUGCGGCGCUCAAGAAGGCCACGGACCACCUCAACAAUGCUGCAAACGGGGGCGCUGGCCCCAUCUCAAAACCCGCUCCUCUGCCUCGCCCGACCGGGAGGGGCAGGAAAUAUGGAUCAAAUGUUCACCGCAUCAAGAACAUGUUCAUGCAGAUGCAGUCUCCUGGCGACGAGGAGGAAGGAGACAAAAUGAUUGGUGUAGAGCAAGCUGUGAAACUGUCUCUACCGAGGGCAUCUAGCCUCAACGAGAACGUGGACCACAGUGCCCUGCUCAAACUUGGGGCCACGGUCUCAGAGAGAGUCAACCGUUUUGACUCUAAACCAGGCGGAGAGGGUGGGGGCUUCUCCAAGCUCCAGGAGACCAGGCGGAUCUUCGAACAGCGGACUCUUCAGGAGAAGCAAGCUGCCACCAACCGGAUCUUGCUAAAGAAGGAGCGGGCAUCAGGCUUCCAAGACAGCCGCUUAGAUGUCGUGGCUCGUUUUAACGGCUCCACCGAGGCAUUGGACCGGAUAGACGACCCGCCUGCUCCCGCUCCCUCUCCUAUUCCUGUUCCCUCUCCUCUUCCUGCUCCCUCUCCUCUUCCUGCUUCCGUUCCUCUUCCUUCUUCCGAUCCUCUUCCUGCUUCCCCUCCUCUUCCUACUUCCGCUCCUCUUCCUGCUCCCGCUAUUCUUCCUGCGGGCGCGGCUUCAGUCGGGCCCGGUGAUGCCGUCAGCCCCACCGUGAGCCAACUCAGUGCCGUGUUCGAGAAGACCGAACCGCAAAACAAUCUCCCCCAACGUCGGUCAGGCCCCGCCCUAGCACCAAAGCCCAAACCUCCAGCCAGAGCAGAGGAUACAGGGAGGAAGGGGAAGGGGCUCCCUCAAGGUAAGGAGGACCACGAGGAGGUGGCAGAAGGAGUUGAGAGUACCCAUGACAUGACAGAUUCUCUACAGAGUAGCUUAGGAGAAGUGAUGGCCGGCCAGGAGAAGGAAGGGUUGGGACAGUCAGGAGACCAGCUCCCCUACUCCUCUUACUCCUCGUCCUCUUCAGAAGUCAAAUCAGAGUUUGAGUCCCAGCCAACAGCGACCGAAGCCAGGGGCUCAAGCACGAUGGCUGCUCCAGAGCAAGUUGGCUCCUCCGGGGGGUCUGAGGCCGGAGCCAGGCUGGUGCAGGCCGAGGUUCAUGCCUCACUGGAAAAUGGAGAAAAAGAGUCUCCAGGUUCCUCUCCCUCCUCAGAGGAGAGAGAAGAGGACUCUGAGAGGAGGGGCGAGGAAGAGGAGGAAGAGGAAAACGACGAGGAUGGCUCGAGGAAGGAGGAUUACUCCGAGGGGGAUCUGGUGGAUAUCAGUGCGUACAGCGGGCUUGGGGAGGAGGACUCUGGGGGCAGCCAGCUAGACGAUGAGGAGGAUGAGGAAGAGGAGGAGGAGUAUCAGCCGGAGACCAGCUGCUCCGAGAUCCCGGGUCUCCCUGAGGAAGAAGAGCCCCCACCACCCAAUAGGAAGAUUCAAUUCAGCAUUGGGCCAAUAAAGGUGUUCACCACUUACUCUAACGAAGACUACGAUCGGCGCAAUGACGACGUUGACCCCAUGGCGGCCUCGGCCGAGUACGAGCUGGAGAAACGAGUGGAGAAGCUGGACCUGUUUCCUGUAGAGCUGGUGAAAGACAGUGAUGGUCUGGGUAUCAGUAUCAUAGGUAUGGGUGCAGGAGCUGAUAUGGGUCUGGAGAAACUGGGGAUCUUUGUUAAGACGGUGACCGACGGAGGAGCUGCACAGAGAGACGGCAGGAUCCUGGUAAAUGAUCUGAUAGUGGAGGUUGAUGGGACCAGCCUGGUCGGCGUCACUCAGAGCCUUGCUGCCUCUGUCCUCCGCAACACCACCGGCACCGUCAGCUUUGUGAUUGGUCGGGAGAAGCCGGGGGAGCAGAGUGAAGUGGCUCAGCUGAUCCAGCAGACUUUGGAGCAGGAGAGGUGGCAGAGAGAGAUGAUGGAGCAGAGAUACAAACAGUACAUGGACGAUGAUGAAGAGACAGGUGAAUAUGCGACAGACGAGGAAGAGGAGAUGAGUCCAGUGUUUCCAAACUCCAUUGAGGUUUUCGACCUGGCUGAGAACCAGGAGACGUCUCCUGUGGAGCUGGACCCCGAGAAGCUGGCCCACAAAUUUAAGGAGCUCCAGAUUAAACAUGCAGUAACCCAGGCGGAGAUCCAGCUUUUAAAGAGGAAGCUGGCUCAUGCGGAGCAGGAUAAAUUGCGUUGGCGGAUGGAGCGUGCUCAGUUGGAGCAAAACAUCCGGGACAGUAAAGAGAGGAUGGAGAAACUGGAGGGCUACUGGAUGGAGGCACAGUCCCUGUGUAAGGCAGUGGAUGAACACCUGAAGGAAACCCAGUCUCAGUACCAAACUCUAGAGAGGAAAUACAGCAAAGCCAAGAGACUGAUUAAAGAGUACCAGCAGAAAGAGAUCGAGUUCCUGAAGAAGGAGACAGCUCAGCGUCGAGCAGAAGAAGAGAGUGAGGCAACACACAAAGAGGAGGCAGACAACCUACAGGAAAUGAUUACAGACCUGGAGACCAAAGUGGAUGCCCUGAAGACCCCCAAACCCUCCUAGACUGCUGCCACUUCCUAUCUCCUGUCUGUGACAGGAAGAGGAGGAGCUCUGCCUUCAUUCUGACCUGGGCUGUAUUUUAUUGCAAUCAACCAUUUACUGCACGAACAGGUAGUGGGGAAAAAAGAAUAACAGAGAUGACAAGUGUAAAGAGGGGAGUUGGGCGACAUUGAAAGAGGAAAGCAGCAACUUCUCAUCUGACAUCUGCCAGCGACCUAGAGCUCUGUCAGUCAACAACCAAUCCCAGAAUGCUCCCUCUGUAAUACCCAGAAUCCUCCUUGUGUGUCUUCCUGGCACCCGGCUUGGCAAUCAACACAGAAACCACAUUCAACAACCUGUGCUUUAUUCAUGGAUGAUCGUAUUGGCUUCUCCUCUCUUACCCGGAUUCAAAUUUAUUUUAAAAAGCGCUUUUAUUGAACAGGCUCGUCACAAAGUGCUUUAUAGAGUGACAGAGGGCAUACAAGCAGAAUGCAACCGAACAAAAGGACAAAGGUCAUUUGAUUGUUUACUCUUGAACUCGUGGUUGCUGAACCAUUCCUUUUUUUGUUUGGGACUGGACUGAAUUCUUAAGAAGAGGACAAACCUGUUUUCCGUCGCAUGGCAUCGAUCAUUCAAACUCAGAAGCACUCGGAGAAAUGGCCAUCGCAUUUUUAAAGACACAUUCUGAAGUGGAACCUUGGGCGUAACACGCAACAAAAACUUUGAAAGGAAUUAGCCACCACCUGCUGAUAGUUAAGUAAUAAAAACUACAAAACAAGAUGGCCGACAGAUUUCAGAUUAGUGACAAACUGCCCACCCUUGCCUUUUGGUUUCUCCUUUCCAGCCUCUGCAAGCGAUGGAAAGAGUCAGGCAGAGGCUUUUUGGGUCUGAACUGUGGUGGCAUACUGUCUGUAUAUAUUCUAUACAUGUAUUUAAAAGUGUUUAAAUGGCUUAAGCAAUUAAGUGGGUCUGAUAUCUGAGAGUAAGGCAGUGCAAUGAGCCCAAUGACUGGUUCAGUAGUCCCGAUUCAGUCUGUUUCAUCUCUUUUCUAUCAACAUCAAUGGCAAACAGGGUGUGAAUAGUAUAAUUUGUGCUUAUAGAGCUUCUGAUGGUGUAUAUUUGUUGUUUACUUACUACAGUAUAUGUGGGUUUACAUGCACACCAAUGUGAUUGUCACAUUUUUUAAGUUGGUGCAAGGUUUUCAGAAAUCUUCUCUUAUCCAGGAUCACGAUAAAGGAAUUUACUGGUAUUCUCAGGCUACAUUGUGUACAGCUUGCACUCACUGCACAGUGUCUGUAGUCAGAGCUACAUGAGACACUGAGAAUAUUCAGAAAGCAGCGGAUCUCCUGAGGUGCACUUUAUACCUGUUCAAACAUUUCCUGGAGGCAAAACUGCUCUACAAAUAAUCUCAUUAGUUGAAGUAAACAUAAGUGGGUGAUCCCAAGAAUUCCUGAGCGUUGCUGGAUGUUCAAGGCAGAUAUUACAGAGUUUUAAAAUACUGUUACAAAAUAUCGGAUAUAUUGUAUCCAAAUGACCUCAAACAUAUUUUGGACAUGUUUGGAACCAUUUCCUCUUCUACGGAAGCAAAGAAAGGCUAUAGUAAUUAUAUAUCUUUUAUUUUUUAGAAGCAACUGAUUAUUAUUGAAAUGUUAAUACCAUUGAAUCUAUAGCACUGGAUUUUCUUUUACUUUGAAAUUUGUCUGUCUAAUGUUUUUUGGUUUUAAUGUCCCUUUUAUCACAAAUUCAAAGAAUUCCAGUGUCCGAGGUUCCCGGUCCUUUUCUGAACCUUUCUGUCUUGUAUCAUGUGACUGACGGGACGUAACCUGAUUGGCCGGAGAUCCGGUUGAUUCCUUCAGGCUCCAUUGAUGUUUGUCUGAAUGUAACCGAUCUAAUUUAAAACAACCAGAUUAUUCAAAUUUACUUGAGUUUUUCAAUUAGAGUUUGAGUCGAGUUUUGUGAGUAUUGGACGCAGGUCGGAUAGAUGGUUUUAUAUUAUUAGGUAUUUUUAUUGAUAUUUCAAUCAGCAUUUGUCUUUUCUAAUCAUCUAAUGAAGCCUUGAUAUGCUCACGUACCAGGAUGGUUUUGCUUCUGAGAAAUGUUUAUGAAACUAGACCCUCGCAUGGAUAUGAGCUACAGUGUUAUUCAGAAAACCGUGUGCAUGUAAACUCACUGCACAUCUAUUGUAUUAGGAGAGGAGUAGCAGGUCCCAGUGCCAGUAUUAGAUCAACUUAAGUUAGUGAUUCAUGCCUGACAUAGUCCAAAUAUGGGUUCAAUACAAGUGUUGCUGUGGUCGUUAGAAAUCUGAGUUCUUUUUUUCCGAACCCAAGAACCACUGGAGGUUCAGGUUCAGCCGCUUAAAAUUUGUUUUAUUUUUGUUUCUUUUCAGACAAAUUUCUUCUUGGUCAGAUAAAUCGGAUAUGUUGCAAACACUUGAAGAAACCACAGAAAUGGUUAUCGUUUGUCAAAUAGUACGAGCUCUUUGGGUCACAUCUAGAAAGUGUUUUCCACCAGAGAUGGGAAUUUGAUUCACAUACUAUGAAAUUGGCUAAUGCAGAAACAAAUGAAGACAUUUGUCCAUGCAGUACAGUCUCUGUUUAUACAAUAGGAUUAUAUAUUUAACUAUUCUGAUUUGACUAUUAUCCAGUAGUUGAUUAUGACUGUUUGUUAUUCCAAAUAUGAGGUUCAUAUUUGCAUGUGGAUGGCAAAAUGGUGCUGAGUAAGACAGUGUUCACACACAAGUAACUUAUACAAAGUUUUGAACGAGCAAAUUGUGUAUUGCUGCUCUAAUGUUGUCGUUCACCAUGGUGAUUAUUAUGACUUUGUGUAUGUCUUCAUCGAGAUAUUACAGCUUGCUGGCAAGCUCUGAUUAGGUUGCAUUAUUUGAAAACCCUGAAUCAGAAAACAUUUGAAUUAGGCUAUUUAAAUUCUUAUCAAAUAAUGAAUGCAACCAUUUUGUUUUUUUUACAAACAUUCCUGGUUCCCAGAGAUUGAAUCCUCGGAUGAAUCGUUACUCGUCAGUGAUCCCUUGUCUUUUCCUCUAGCGCCAUCUGCUGGUCAAACCUUUCAUUUGUCUAAUACUUUGUAAUAUUCCCAUCAGCCUCAGCUAUACACUGUAAUUAAUGCUGAUUGAAAAAAUAUAUUUUGUUCAUUUGUCAUCUUGCGAACACAGAAAAACUUUCCCAAAAAAUGUGGUUAAAGCAGUUCUGCUCGUCAAAAAAAUGUAAAUCUAAUGUUGCACUUCCAAGUAUACGAGCUUGCUAAUGGUAGUUCAUAGAAGCAUGACACAUGGACACACAGCGUGACAGCAGAGGAGACCAACUUAUUCUGCUUUGUAUUAAUGUAAAGUGUUAGUGACCAAGCUGUCCCUGUAGCGUCUCAAUCUGCACCUUCACCUCUGACCUACAGGAAAUAAUAAGUGUUAGAUUUUCAGUGACUCGUGUGAUCAAAGCUUGUGUAGGAACUAUUUAGUCACGAUCAGGAAGAUGGAAAUGUUAACUGACUAAUGUCAUUUUUCAGUUUUUCUGCUGCCCUGGAUAUUUGGUGAAAUACGUGAUAAUACUGUGAACACCCACAACAACAGCUUGAAAGAUGGAUUAGAUAUCAUGAGUCUGUUUGAGUGAGACAAAGUCACAAUAUAAGGUUAUCAUGUAAUCAUUUUUAGAGACACCCAAGCAUUUGUUCAAACCAUGCAGUAUAUCUACGUUGUAGUCCUUUAUCGGACAGGAACAAAAGUCUUCGAGAGCAUUUUCUAGAGGAAUGAAAAUCAGCCAUAAGCAACUCACUUGGGUAUUUUUAUUUCUUAAGUCUUUUUUAUUACUGCUUCAUCUCUCUGUCAAACCAAAUGUGAGCUGUACAGUUGCUGUUUUAGCACCAAAUCAAGUCCUGGUCACUUUGUGUUCAAAAUCUAAACACAGUAAGCGACCGCUUUGCCUUGUUAUGACUCGUUCUUGUUAGUUAACAUGCUGCUUUUGCCUUCACAAAGCCUUCUGAUGUGUGCUAGCUGUAGCUGACUAUCACAGUUGUUACCCACCAUGUCUGCCCUUUACAGAAGCCCUGAGAGGCAAGUGAGAAAAGCAAAAUCCUGGCGAUCCAUUUUGUAAGUCGGAACUCAAUUGUUUUCUCCUGUGUUUAUGACUUCCUUAAUAAAUAAAACAUUAAUCUGUAAAACAGGUGGGAAAGAGGUUUUGCCAGGUGAAAAUGUUUUAUUUGUCAGGAUCAUCAUCAAAAUGAUCCUGACAAAGAAAUCACCUGCCAAAACCUUUCUUUCACGUGUUUUUAUUUUCACAGAUCAAAAAAUGAACUUAGAAAGAUUAAAUCCAGUUCUUAAGACAUAGAAACCGGAGCAAAAACAAUUUAGAUCAGACGUAGAAAAUGACAAAAAAUAAAUGUGUCACUUGCCUCUUCGGGCUUCCGUAGCCCGUCGUCACUCAUGCCUGCAUUAAAAAAACUAAAAGUGUUUAAAGCGUGUUUGCCAGUGAGUACAGUAAAGACAAACUGCCAUGUUGGAAAGACUGACAGAUUGUAGCAUUUCACUUUUGUUACAGAUUGUAGACAGAUUGAUGCCUUUCUCCACAACAUAUGGUCCUCAUAUUUUAAAUAGUAACCAAACUCAGCUCUUUCCCCUGCUUCACAUAUACCAACGGGUGACCUCUGAGGAGCUCUGCUGGAGGAGAGAGGGUUUAGUGCCUUGCUUAAGGGUUAAGGAUGAGGGUAGUUGAGAGGGGGGACACGUUUGUCAGACCUCACAGUGCAUUUUGGUGAGUAACGGACCGUUUUACUUUCUCGUAAGUCUAGUUUGACCUUGACAACUGGCAAGUUCUGUCCUGUAGCCAUUGGUAACCCAUCUUUAAACACUUUACAGACCAGUAGAACAGAUACCUGUUGUGUAGAUCAAGUAUAGGCUUGUGCUGACAUAAUGUGUUGCACAGCAACUUUUAAGAAACUGGAACAAGGGUUAUAAAUGCGAACAAAUUUCUGUUUGAAUUUUCCAUCUGCUUUGUUCUAUUAUACUCCAGUACUCAAUGUCCAUGGCAUUUUGGAGCAAUUUGAGUCCUUUUUAAUAAUAUUAACUCUUGGCUUAACUUCAAACACAUUGAUGGAAUCAGAGAGGUGCGGUAUGCUAGAUGAAUGAGCAUGGACGGAGCGCUGACAAACAGUGUGAGCACGACAAUCUGCCGACAGUGUACACGCUGACCUUUGAGUGGAUUUCCUUCUCUGCCUGGUUCUGUUCUUCUGUUGAUGCCACCAUGUUUGUCUGAACCAAUACCUGUCUGUCAGCAUUAAUAAAUAAAAUAUGUUGAACAAGAA
Messenger RNA from Cottoperca gobio, 8197 nucleotides. Its product is annotated as neurabin-2-like. Gene Ontology annotation, biological process: actin filament organization; calcium-mediated signaling; neuron projection development. The coding region runs from base 212 to 2914 and encodes 900 amino acids. The transcript is spliced from 15 exons. The record is from RefSeq and is a predicted model, not a curated record. Gene Ontology annotation, molecular function: actin filament binding. NCBI's taxonomy places the organism in Eukaryota, Metazoa, Chordata, Actinopteri, Perciformes, Bovichtidae. Gene Ontology annotation, cellular component: actin cytoskeleton; postsynaptic density; cytoplasm.